GACGUGUGACCUUCCGCCAUUGCCGGUUUUCUUCGCCCAAAAACGAUGUUGAAAGCAUCGAGAAACUCCUAUAACCUCGGUCUUAGGAUCAGCACUAUACGUCCUAAUGUGCGGAAGCCGUUCUCCACUGAUGCUCCUCCUACACAGCCAAAAAAAGGAGGUGGAGUGUUUCUUAAACUUGUUGGCCUGACAACCUUGGGUCUUGCUGGUACGACUGGCUAUGCAUGGUAUGAUGCCGCAUUUAAAAAGAAGAUCACAGACAAUGUUCCAUACUCCCAGGAAGUACUAGACUUCAUCUUCCAGUAUCUUCCAAGCGAAAGACCCCAGCUGCCAUCGAUGCCUUCAAUGCCAUCAAUCAGCAUGCCAGAUAUUCCAUUUUUCAAGAAAGAUACUGCAACCCAAGACCCCCUUGAAUCAAAUGAAAUCAUACCAUUGAAAAAGCGUGAUUCAGCCACCAGUGUAACAGUAAAAGAGCCUCUACCAGUUAAAGUGAUAAAGAGUGACGGCACAGCCAAUGCUCCCCCAUCGAAGGACACAGUCGAACGUAAGGCAGAAAGAGCUAAGCAAAAGUCUAAAGACUUUGAAGCGAGUCGUGACUAUGAAGCGAGUAUGUGGUUUGACGAAGGUCGUUGGGCUGAUCCUCUACUUGUUCCAAAGAAAAAAAACAAGAAAAAAAGAAACAGACCUGAAUCCACAGUAGCGCCCCCUACUGCUGCUCAGAUUGAGGCGGAGCUAAAGUCUAAAGAGGUGGACGAUGCUGCUGAAAAUGCUGCCCUGGAGUCCAUACUUACGGAGGUGCUGAGCGGUUGUAAAGAAACAUCAGACCAAGCAAUCAGCGCCCAAAAUCUUGCUAGGGAGGCAACGGAAAAUCACUCACAGCUAAUGAAGAAGGCUAUGGAGGACCCUGAUUUAGCUUACAAGAACCAGCAGUGGUUGGCUGUGACUCGGGCCUUGGAUGCCAAAAAUGAUGCUAAGAAAACAGCAGACAAGUUAACUUUAAACGCAAGGAAAGACAUUGAGAAAUUGAAGACUGUGAUUGUUGAUGCAAAAGAGCAUGCAGCUACCAAGUCUAACAAGGCACUCAUCUCUGCUCAGGAGGUGCUGGGUAAAAUACAGUACGAUCUUGAUACCACAAUCAACAAGGUCCAUUCUGCUGAAUCGAUCACCAAGAUGUUGAAUGAAUACAAGGACCUGAUAGAGAAAGGCAAACAACAGUUGAGGAAGGAAUUAGAAAGUGUUUCUCCUGCAGUCACUAUGGGUGGAAAAGGAAAGAAACUGAAUGAAGAAGAAUUGAAUAGUCUAAUCGCGCACGCCCAUCGGAGAAUUGAACAACUUCAGCGCCAACUUGCUGAGGAGCAGGCGCUCGGACAGAAACGAUUGGAUGAUGCUAUGGUCAAACAGAGGAAGGAGGAUGAGCGCUUGGCUGGUGAAGUUGUCAAUGUUGAGUUGCAGAAACAAAAGAGUCAGUACGAUGUGCAGAAACAGAUAUGGGAGGCAAUGGCAAGAGAACAGAUGGAACAAGAACUCCGCCAACAACUUGCGCGUCAGGCAGCCGCCCACAGCGACCAUCUGGCAGACGUCCUGAGAAUCCAAAGGAAAGAGAUGAUCAUUCAACAGGAGGAGCAGCUGAGGGAGAAGCUGAUCAGUGAGCAUGUGAGGAUACAGAAGGAACUCGAUGGCUGGAUUCAGAGACUCAAGGGUAUUGAGGCUGCAGUUGAAGGUCGGGCCGAACAAGAAAAGAUCGGCAGAAAAGCACAAGAGCUUUGGUUGGCCUGUCAGACUUUACAGAAAGCCAUUGCACAGGGCAAAGGUGAUGGCUCAUUCGGUGAAGAAAAGCUCAAACCAUUAGCAAACGAAUUCAUGGCCAUUCGAGAGGCGGGCAACGGCCACCCUUUCGUCAACCAGGUGAUCCAGGCAGUUCCGGAAGAAGCCAUUCAGCGCGGUGUGUGGACAGAAGAUGAACUACAAAAACGGUUUACAAAAGUUAAGAAGAUAUGCCGCCGUGUUUCAAUGAUUGACGAAACUGGCGGGUCACUCCUGAAGUACUUUGUUUCCUAUUUGCAAUCUUUGUUCAUUGUGGAAUAUGCCGCAGUGGUGAAUGCUAGUGAGGAGCUAAAGGUUGAAGACUUGGACACUUUUAAAAUUCUUGCUAGUGCCGAUCAGUGUCUCCAGGACGGUGAUUUGAUAACUGCUGUAAGAUUUAUGAACCAGUUGCAAGGGGAACCAAGGCGUGUUGCAUCAGGAUGGCUAAAGGAAGCGUUACUGUUGCUCGAGACUCAGCAGGCUGCUCAGUGUUUAUUAGGUCAUGCGUCAGCUAGGGGUCUAGGGUCAUUAUUUUGAGGUAUGCUCAGGAUAGAAGCAUUUAUGAAAUUGAUUUUCCUAGUAAGUGUCUGCUUGUGAUACAACUCAAAAGUUUGACCUGCUCUGGCAAAAGUACAAAAGUAGGUGCUGGUCGGAUAUGGAGAAAGAGGAAAUUGGAAAUAGUGAGGAAACUUUUGUGUGGGAAUAUCACUUCCAUUGAUUGUUGAGAGUAGGUUGAUCACUCAAGAUAAUGACUUUGGUGACAACUUCAUGAUAUCAUCACUUACUUGCAAAGGUAUUAAGGGGUUUGUGGUAUCUAAUGUGAUAAGGCCACACUUUUUAUAUUGCAUUUACUUGGAUUACAAAAUGUUCACCCAAAAAAGACAUGUGUGGGAAGAGGGGAGUAUACAAUUUGUGAUGUCUUUUUGAAGCAAGUGUCCUGGAUUACAGAUGAUCUUUUCAAAUGAAGAUGUUAGCUGUGUUUUAUCAAAAUAUAACAUGAAAAUUUAAAUUAAAAAAAAAUCAUCUCUCGACAGCAAUAAUGUACUCUGAAGACUCAAAAGGUAUCUAAGAAGCAAAAUUUUUCCUCCUUCACCGAAAAUCAGUGAGGAUGGAUUGAUAUUUUCAAUCUGUUUUUUUUCUCGGAAACCAUAGAGGGCGGUUUUGUAAUCCAACUAAUUAAAAAAAUGUUGCCUUACUGUAAAUAUUUCUGAAGCACUGAAUCACCCUUCUAGAAUAAUGUGCUAUGUUGUGUAAUAAAAGUAUAUGACAUAA
This is a messenger RNA of Lineus longissimus, 3075 nucleotides long. Its product is annotated as MICOS complex subunit Mic60-like. The transcript is spliced from 14 exons. Bases 46 to 2340 code for a protein of 764 amino acids. Gene Ontology annotation, cellular component: MICOS complex. Lineage: Eukaryota; Metazoa; Nemertea; Pilidiophora; Heteronemertea; Lineidae. The record is from RefSeq and is a predicted model, not a curated record. Gene Ontology annotation, biological process: cristae formation.